GGCGCACCGUCCAUUUUGUAGAACGCUAGAGCAGCUAAGUGCGUCAGUUGUGGAGAGACAUAGACGAGUUAAGUCCUGGUCUGUGGGGAGGCAGACGGCUCCGUCGCAGACUACGGACUUCUCUUGGGUCUCAGCAGCCAAAGAUCCUGUCCGGUAGGCGCGGCCGUGGCGUCGCGAGAUUCCGGCUUCCACCCGCUGUGACGCUCCCGAGAGGCGGCGAUGCGCACGAGGCCUGUCGCCAUUGGGCUGGCCUUGCGGAGGGCGGGGCCGGCUCCGCCCGCACUUCUCGGCCUUUCCUAACUGCGGCAGAUGGGAGGGGGCCAGAAGAGCCGGGGAGAGUGUGAGGCUGCGCAGUUCCAGAGGCGGCAGUGGGCGUUGCGGUUGCUGCGUUCUGGGCCCAGGGAAGGAUCGUGUUGAGAGCCGAGUUUUAAUUUUGUCUGCAAGGGACCUGGCCUAAUAAGAGGCACUCUUGGCACUCUUGUUUAGAACGUCACCCGGAAAUAAUUAGCCGGGCGUCAUGAGUGGCUGUCGAGUAUUCAUCGGGAGGCUAAAUCCAUCGGCCAGGGAGAAAGAUGUGGAAAGAUUCUUCAAGGGCUAUGGACGAAUAAGAGAUAUCGAUCUGAAAAGAGGCUUUGGUUUUGUGGAAUUUGAGGAUCCUAGGGAUGCUGAUGAUGCUGUAUAUGAGCUUGAUGGAAAAGAACUCUGCAGUGAAAGGGUUACCAUUGAACAUGCUCGGGCUCGAUCUCGAGGUGGAAGAGGUAGAGGACGCUAUUCUGACCGUUUUAGUAGUCGCAGACCUCGAAAUGAUAGACGAAAUGCUCCACCUGUAAGAACAGAAAAUCGGCUUAUAGUUGAGAAUUUAUCUUCAAGAGUCAGCUGGCAGGACCUCAAAGAUUUUAUGAGACAAGCUGGAGAAGUAACCUUUGCAGAUGCACACCGACCUAAAUUAAAUGAAGGGGUGGUUGAGUUUGCCUCUUAUGGUGACUUAAAGAAUGCUAUUGAAAAACUUUCUGGAAAAGAAAUAAAUGGGAGAAAAAUCAAACUAAUUGAAGGCAGCAAAAGACACAGUAGGUCACGAAGCAGGUCUCGUUCCCGGAGCAGGAGUUCCUCUAGGUCUCGUAGCCGAUCCCGUUCUCGGAGUCGCAAGUCUUACAGUCGCUCUAGGAGCAGGAGUCGGAGCCGGAGCCGGAGCAAGUCCCGUUCUGUUAGUAGGUCCCCUGCACCUGAGAAGAGCCAGAAACGUGGUUCUUCAAGUAGAUCUAAGUCUCCAGCAUCUGUGGAUCGCCAGAGGUCGAGGUCCAGGUCCCGGUCCAGGUCCCGGUCCAGAUCCAGAUCCGUUGACAGUGGCAAUUAAACUGUAAAUAACUUGCCCGGGGGCCUUUUUAAAAAACAAAAACAAAUUCCCAAAGCAUACUUGCUAAAAAUUCUGGUAAGUAUGUGCUUUUUGUGGGGGUGGGAUUUGAAGGGAGGUUGGGUUGGGCUGGAUAUCUUUGUAGAUGUGGACCACCGGGGGUUGUUGAAAACUAAUUGUAUUAAAUGUCUUUUGAUAAGCCUUCUGCUCACAUUUUUGUGAAUGUCCGAAGUAUAUAGUUUGUGUAUAUUGACAGAGCUCUUUUAUAAUUAAAGCAAACUUAAUUUUUUUGUACUAGAAAAUAUUUGAAUAUUUUAGUUCUUGGUUAUUCAAAUAUGUUAAUUCAGAAUUAGUUUAAUGUGUCAAUUAAACUAAUUAAUAGCUUUGGACACUUAAAAGAGCUCUAAAUUUGCUUGUACAUCAAGGCUUAAUUUGAGUUUUCCUUGUUAGGGUUAAGGGUGUCCUCUCACCCAACCCUUUAACAGCUGCCUCAGCUGCCUGACAAGGACAUUAAAGCAGCUGUUUGUUAUUGAUAAUAAAAGAUUAUAAAACUGCUUUUGUCUGUCUGAAGGAUGUGUGCUAUU
This is a messenger RNA of Pteronotus mesoamericanus, 1935 nucleotides long. RefSeq names its product serine and arginine rich splicing factor 5 (gene SRSF5). Gene Ontology annotation, cellular component: nucleus; cytoplasm. NCBI's taxonomy places the organism in Eukaryota, Metazoa, Chordata, Mammalia, Chiroptera, Mormoopidae. Gene Ontology annotation, molecular function: mRNA binding. The coding region runs from base 518 to 1354 and encodes 278 amino acids. The transcript is spliced from 9 exons. The record is from RefSeq and is a predicted model, not a curated record.